Molecule: messenger RNA, 1636 nt
Organism: Prorocentrum cordatum
Lineage: Eukaryota; Dinophyceae; Prorocentrales; Prorocentraceae
Source: the annotation of a GenBank genome assembly
AUGACGACCCGAAGCCUCUGGGGCUCAAACGCGCUGGAGUUGGCCGUGCUAGGACAGGCCAGCGAGCCAGCCGUGCGGCGGCAACCGCCCGCGCGUGUGCGCGGGGACGCCGACGGCUGGAUGCUGUCAGCGGCCAUGAGUGGUUUUGACAGCAUGCUCAAGGGCGCGUGGGACGACGAGGGAGACGCUCAGGCCGCUGCGGCCGCUGGCGCCCGGCCACUGGCACCCGGCGACGCGCGGCGCGCGGCGGUUGCGGACGGCCAGAGCCAGGACCCGGCCCGGCCCGGCGGCCCCCCGCGGCCGUCCCAGCGGGGCGAACCGGGCGCGACGCCCAGAGCUCCAGGACUGCCGGCGCACGGGGACGACUGCGGCGAGGAGCGGCGGGCGCGCUGCACGCACCGGGCAUCGAGCUCGGUGCCUCCCAAGGAGAAGCGGGCCCCGCCCUCCCUAGACACUGGCCAGCGGACCAGGGCUCUGUCGCAGGACGCCAGGAUGGCCCCCAAGUCGGCGCUCAGGAGCCCCAGGAUGGCGCCGAACGCCAAGUCUGAGACGUCCAGACGAUCUCCGACGUCCGUUGGCGACCGGAGAUCCCCAAGCGGCUCCACCGGGAAGUACUUGCAGGGCGGCCUCGUGGAUUUCAAGGAGUUGGUGGAGGCGGAGCCAGGGCCCCGCGUCGUGCAGUGGAAGCCCCACAACUCCUGUUUCAGCAGCAACGGCACCAAGACCUACGAGCAGCAAAAGUGGGAGGCCGAGGAUGCCAGAGGCAAGGCCGCCCGUCGCGGAGCCAGGCGGUCGGGAAGAGACGCCGGGGACCGCCAGCUCGAGGAGGGCGACGAGAAGGGCGAGUCGACGACGUCGGAAGGCACAGGAACCAGUUUUGCUUCUAGCUCAGGCGGAACGGGCUUGAAUUUCCUCAUGCAGAUGUACGCCCAGGUCAGCGGCGGGGAUGCGCCGCGCGUCAGGGCGCAAAACUCUGGCCGGGCUCCAUUCGGCGCAGAGCACCAGGGCAAGGACGGGUCCAGAACGGUGAAGAAAAAGAACAGCGCGAACGCUUUCAAUUGCCAGGACGACCGAGUCAGUGGAAGCAGCGCUGUGAGCGGAGAUGAGUCUCCACUUGUCACCUAUUCUGGACUGCUUGAUGCGGGUCUCGUUCCAGAAGACGACCUGACAACGCACAGGCCAAUGCGCUGAAGUUGGUUUAUAUAGUCGCUUCAGUUCUGUUGUAAGUAUAUUCUGUGUCAGGGGCUCGUCUGCGCAGCCGUGGCCACCAUGCAUUUCUGCGCUCUUUACAGCUGAACACCUUCCCUGUUUCAACACUUCCUCGCGACGAUACACUAGGAACCAUGCAGCUUAUUUGAUCGCCCUCCCCUUGAGCCUGCCGCAGCCGCGCCAGCCUGCGCGAUGUCUGAUCCUGAGUGGCAACUGACAGCCCCAUAGGUACGCAGGCGGGAGGGCACCAGCCCGAAGAGGCGGCUGCGGGCGGCGCGCACCGGUGGGGCGGCACGGCGAGGGGGCCGCCCAAUUCGCUAUAUCGCCAUACCUCGUUGUGCUCUUCUUCCCCUCCUGGGAGAGUGAGUUCGGCAUCAGCGCUGGCAUAUCCGUGGUCGGCAGCCGCCCUAAUCCGUCCUGGCCCCCC